CGUACUGAAAUUUCUGGUCUUUUACACUUGAAAGCUACUAAUAAAGGCGGUAAAUGAAAAGAUAUCGUUACUGAACCAAAAUUUCGAUUUAUGCUGGACCAUAAAGAUAUAUUUUGCACUUGAUUUCUCUUAUUCUGUUAGAGGACAGCAAGGUGUACUUAGUCAGUAUCGCCCAUUUCGUGAUUCCGGGACGAUACUGAAAAGGUUCCUGAAACCGAGGUCCUCGAGAAAUGGAUUCGGCUUUGACAAAUUCUGUGGAAAUGCUUGUGCAAUAAAUUAAUUUCUUGUUCCUGCUGACAUUUCAUCUAUUCGACCGACCAAAAGAGCGUGGAAUCAUUACCGAAAUUCCCCCGGAUAGCGCGCCCCGUCACGUGGCUUUUCGUCGGUGGGGUGGUGUGGGGGUUCAGUGGUACUGGCCACAGUGCCGUCCCUCAACCUUGCAUGGCUGCAAUGGCGCCCGCUUUGACUGACGCCCCAGCCGAAGCUCGCCACAUCCGUUUCAAACUGGCCUCGCCCUCCUCCAACCUGUCCCCCAGCAGCCCAGAGAACAACAGCAACGCCAGUAACAUCCUCCUCUCCGCCUCCGUCUCUGCCCCUGCCGCCUCCACCAACGGCAAACACCUGGUCACAGACCACGAGGAGAACUGCCACCCUUACAAGGCCCAGGAACAGUCUCUGUGUGCCGACACCCUGCCCGUCUGCAAGCCCCCAUCUCUGGGUAAGCUGCAGCCUCUGGUGGCCUCAUACCUGUGCUCUGAUGUGACGCCAGUACCAUCUUCCACCAAGGCCAAGGAGUCGCUCAAGCAGCAAGGCGUCCUCAUCAAGCAGUCUGUGCUGAAGAGCCACGGCCUGCUGAGUGGCUCCAUUUUCCACAGCAGCACGGCAGGCACCGACUUCCUGCUGCGCAAGCACCACGCCCUAGAGCUCACCGGAGGUCAGCUGAAGAGCCUCGUCAACGGAGGAGGAGGGGGAGGAGGAGGAGGUGACGCCGCGAUGGUGCCCGUCAAUGGACUGGCCAAGAAAGUCGGCGUCCCUGCUACCACCGCGGCCGAGAAGGGCUGCGUCACUACGGUGAACGGUAACAGUGACAAGCCGUCGGCCAAUCAGGAGGCACCGUUGUCCCCACCAACGCUUUCCUCAAAGUCCAGUGUAACCAUGACAACGGCAACUAAGCAGAAGGGAGAUGUGAAACAACAGUUUGUGGCAGUUGCUAAUCAAAAUUCCUCAUCUGACAUGGCUCUGACGGGCUCAUCUCAAUCCCCGCGGGUCAAUUCAGAGCUCAGUACCGUACCCUGUGCCGGUCAAGUGCUGCCCGUUUCUGAUGAAAAGGCAACAGAGACAAGUAACUGUAGUGAUAUGGACACAGAGGAAAACAAGAUCUCUCCUUUACCUGUUUUAAGCUCCUCUCCUGCUCCCCAGCGUUCCUCACCACCAUCCUCCCCUUGCCUAGAGAUGCGGCUGCACGAACGGACACUACAGAACCAGCGCAGGCAGGCGGAGAUCGAGGGCAGGUUGUGUCGCCUGCGCAAACGGCUGCAGGUGGUGCAAGCCAAGCAGGUCGAACGCCACGUUCAGCAGCAGCUGAAUGGCUUUCUCGACACAGCCCUGAGCAAAACCUCGAAAGGUCCAAGUCAUAAGGUGGACUCGGGCUCGUGGAGGGGAAUCCGGGCCUCCGGCGAUCACCAGGCCGGCAGUUUGGCUCGCUUUCUAAAGGGCAGCUCCGUACCCUCAGAGUUAGAGAGGCUGUCUCUGAGCGGCUCGGCGAACCUGCACUCAGCUGAAGCCGCUUUUGACUCGGAUGCCACUGAAAGCAGCUCAGGAGGAGACAGUGAUGUGGAGGAAGAAGAGUUGGCUAGAGUGGACUUGGAGCAGCGCCAUAUUAAACUUUGGAGAAGAGCAGAGGGGCGGCACGCUUUGGAGAGAGCCUCCAUCAUAAGUCACUGGACGUGGCUUCAGGCCCACAUCUCGGACCUGGAGUACCGUAUCCGCCAGCAGACCGAUAUCUACCGCCAGAUACGCGCCGGCAAGGGCUGCGUGGAGCUAGGAGACUCGCCCCCUUGCUUUGGCACGACGGAGACGGACGCAGAGCCGGAGACAGACCCGCUCCCUCUCCAGACUUCCCAUGAUUCCACAGAGGAGCCUGGCCAACCCGGAGGCUGUCUCACAGACCGGCCAGUCAACGGCGUGCCGAACAGCAGCGUUGCGGAUGGAUCGGAUGUGAAGUGCCCUUUGAUGCCAGACAACACAUGCGUCGCUGCACGUACACGUCCUCUGCUCAGCUGCAGGAGACGGCGACUUGUCCAUCCCAACACCAUCACUAAUCUCAGCAGCAAGGUCCACAAAGCAUCCUGCUCUCCUCCACCUGCGUGUGAAGUGAACUCCUCUUGCAUGAUGUGUGGGGGCAGACAACACUUUGCUAAACAAAAUCUACCAUAUGAUCGCCCCCUGCUGGAGAGAUUAGCCCACCAGGACCCCAGUGUGCACCCUAUCCUCUCUUUACAGUCAGAUGUGGGGAUGAGCGUUCACCUCCAGAGAGUGCUCAAGUCCCAUUGGCAGAGCACACACACAGAGAAGCUGAAACCCCUGAAGAAACUCUCUCUCCGACACAAGCUCUCCCUCUCCUCUUCAUCUUUGUCAUCACCAUCUUCAUCCAAACACAGAUUCAAGCUCUCCAGCUGCCACAGGGCUGCAGUCAGACUGUCUCAUCAUAAGAGCAGGUUGGAGAGGUCUCACAGACAGACAGAUGUCAGUAUGUGUGUGCCCAAGUCAGAGAACUGCACACCUUACAGAGCCGAGCACCUGCAGGACAGGAGUCACAGUCGGAAGAGAGCCAGAGAACAUUCUUUUGAUAGGACAGAGUCCCCAAAGCUCCUUGUGGAUACUGGCAGUCCAUGUUCAUCUCUAUCUAGUCUUCACUCUUCUACCCCAAGCCCACUGAACAAGCAGCUGGCCAACCCCAGCGAGAGUCCCACGCCGCUAAGCAACAGCGGCCAGACCCCGUGCUCAAUGCAACCUAUACGGAGGCGGAGAGGAGAAAGCUCUUUCGACAUCAACAACAUUGUCAUUCCCAUGUCAGUGGUGGCCACCACAAGAGUGGAGAAGCUACAGUACAAAGAGAUCCUCACCCCAAGUUGGAGGGAAGCGGACGUUCUCGCUCAGCCCAUCGCGGAAGAGGACGAUAACGCAGAGGUGGAGGACUUGUCAGAUGCUGCGUUCUCUCAGCUUCAUCAGCCAUAUGAGGAACAGGAGCGGUCUCGGUGGAGAUGGACAGCACUGACGCCUGCCAAGAGGAGAGGCAGCAGGUCAUAUAAGUCCGUAGAUGGCAGGACGACUCCGUCGCUGGGAGGGACGAAUCCCUCCACGCCUCAGCCGUCCUCACCGGACGCCGGUCACUUCCAGGUUCUGCAGGAUUACGCCGCCGUGUGCUCCCCCCUGAGCCCCGCCAGCCCGGACACGCCCGGCUCCCGCGACGGACACUCCUCCAGAGACGCGCACAGACUGCUGUCCAGCGAAGACACCCGCUCCUCCACGCCAGACUGCAUCUAUGAAGAGAGGACUGUACAACCGUGGGAACGCAGGACCUUCCCCCUGUCUGAGGAUCCUGUCGCAGAACCCAAGGAGUCGGCGAAACUGGACUGGGAUCCGAACCAGAGAUAUUCCUCGAACGGGCGUGAGGGCCAUACGAGGGCGGAGUCUGAGAGCGAGGCCCCAUCUCCGUGACAACAGAUCCAAAACCUUCAAACCCUGUCCCAAAUGGCAUUAACAUAAAAGAAAAAAACAAAUCACAAAUCAGACUAAAACAAAGAAAUAUUAAAGGACUCUGUUGUUUGAUAUUCAAACAUCAGUCAGAUAUUUUUCACAGUUUUUAGUGAACAUUAAAGAUCGUAGAAUGCAACACCUGUUCCCCCAAAAGCUGUUGUUUGUCACAGGAAGACGUGUCUUAUUGAAAUGUAUGAACUUUGUUUCCAUAAAAAAAAAAAUUCUUAUGGUCAGCUAAAACUAUGUUCUUGCAACUUAGUGUGAUGUUGAAAACCUGUCAGGUGACACUUUUAGCUCACUAUGUAGCAAACUUAUCUAAAAGGGGUCUUUGGCCUAAAGGUUUCCUCUACAGACUAGUUGUGUGUGUAUGCCUGUGUUGUGGAGUGACAAAAACCGAAACGAGACAGAAAAACAAAAAAAAAAUCUCCUCACCUCUCUCGUCUUGACAACGAGCACUUAAAUCUGUAGACAACUAAGAGUCUCUUGAUAUUAAAGAGGGUUUGCUUUGUCAUUUUUGAAUGUGUAGAGCAUUCAACUCCUGCUUUCCACUGUACUGUUUUCACUGCACUGUUAUCUGCAGUCAGAUGUGUCCUACAACCGAUUUGCCCUUUUGUCUUCUGCACCUAUGUAACUGUAGUUCUUUUGAAUAUAUAGUAAGAGGUGUUCACUCCUAAAGGAGCAAAUUUACACAAAACUAGCAUCCACACAGACUCUCAGGUUUUACAGUCGGGAAAAACUACUGUCUCUGUUUUAAACCCAGUUUCAGCUUCUGCUACUGUUUUGCUGUUCAUCUGCGAUAGAU
This is a messenger RNA of Chanos chanos (milkfish), 4561 nucleotides long. RefSeq names its product KAT8 regulatory NSL complex subunit 1a (gene kansl1a). Gene Ontology annotation, molecular function: histone acetyltransferase binding. Gene Ontology annotation, cellular component: NSL complex. Bases 442 to 3720 code for a protein of 1092 amino acids. The record is from RefSeq and is a predicted model, not a curated record. The transcript is spliced from 14 exons. Lineage: Eukaryota; Metazoa; Chordata; Actinopteri; Gonorynchiformes; Chanidae.